AUGCGGGUUACUCGCUCCAUGACAUCGUUGACGAUGUCUGAUAAGCCUACACCUGCACCAGCAUCAGCCACCAAAAAGUCAACCAAAUCAACAUCUUCAAAGGACAAAACUCACAAAUCAGCCUCCUCGGCGCUUAAUUCCGCUUUUCCAGCCUCAAAAUUAAGUAAUGCAUCAACUAAGAAAAGAAAGGCUGCAAUCCACGAAAUCGACAUCAAUGCACUUCCACACAACCUUGGAAACCCAGCCGCACAAAUCGUCCGAGAUGCCCUGGAUGGUCCGGAGGAUAUCAAAAAUGAGACAGCAUCUUCUCAUCCACCCAAACGCAUCAAACUAGAAGAUGUGUCACAAGAACCUAAAACAGAAGAGAUCUUAGAAAUUGCCAAAACCAAGAACAAAAAAACCGCUUCAAAGUACGGCCUCACACCCGGAGUGAGCCCAUUCCCGAAUUUCGCGCAUCCCACAGCGAAGGAAUGCGAAGAAGUCAAUCGACUGUUAUCGAGUUUUCAUGGAGAAGUCAAGGCACCGACCGAAAUACCCCAGCCUUCACUCACCGUAACUGGUUGCGGUGAAGUACCCUCCGUACUAGACGCAUUGAUCCGUACUGUUCUCAGUGGCGCUACUACAGGCGCCAACUCAGCUCGCGCAUUUAAGGGCCUUGUCGAUAAAUUUGGCAUCCUUGAAACGGGUAUCGGAAAGGGGAGUGUUGAUUGGAACGCAGUGCGUGUAGCGCCUAUUAAUGAAGUGUUUGAAGCGAUGAAAAGCGGUGGUCUGGCGACUACCAAGAGCAAAUACAUCAAGGGGAUUUUGAAUAUGGUCUAUGAAGAGAACCUAGCGCGGAAAGCGGCGCAUCUGAAAUCAGAGGAGGAACCAGGUAAACCGGGACCAGUGGGUGCUGAACAUGAAUCCAAGGCCCAGAAAGAGGUUGAGAUUGCACUAACGGAUGAGAACGUGUUAUCUCUCGAUUGGAUUCAUGCUCUGGAUAAAGAAGAGGCGAUGCUAGAACUCAUCAAGUACCCCGGCAUCGGACCCAAGACCGCUGCUUGUGUAGUAUUGUUCUGUCUUCAACGUCCCUGUUUCGCAGUCGAUACACAUAUUUUUCGGAUAUGUAAAUGGUUAGGCUGGCUGCCAUCAUCAGACACAAAAAGGGUCACUGAAAUCAUGGCUUUUAGUCAUUUGGAAGUCCGGAUUCCGGAUCAUUUAAAGUACCCGUUGCAUCAGUUGCUGAUUCGGCAUGGGAAGAGUUGUCCGCGUUGUAGGGCGAUUACUGGAGAAAAGAGUGAGGGGUGGGAGAAUGGGUGCGUUAUUGAUCAUCUUGUGAAGAGGACUGGGAAAAGGAAGGGCGAAUUUUAA
Molecule: messenger RNA, 1350 nt
Organism: Talaromyces marneffei
Lineage: Eukaryota; Fungi; Ascomycota; Eurotiomycetes; Eurotiales; Trichocomaceae
Exons: 1
Coding region: 1-1350 (449 amino acids)
Biological process (GO): base-excision repair
Molecular function (GO): catalytic activity
Source: RefSeq, a predicted model, not a curated record